Molecule: messenger RNA, 2426 nt
Organism: Macadamia integrifolia
Lineage: Eukaryota; Viridiplantae; Streptophyta; Magnoliopsida; Proteales; Proteaceae
Product: phenylalanine ammonia-lyase-like
Exons: 3
Coding region: 93-2249 (718 amino acids)
Biological process (GO): L-phenylalanine catabolic process
Cellular component (GO): cytoplasm
Molecular function (GO): ammonia-lyase activity
Source: RefSeq, a predicted model, not a curated record
ACUCAUCCACGUAAACCACUCCCCCAGUCUCUCUCUCUCUCUCUCAUCCCUUUCCCUUCUUCCCCAGCUUGAUCUUCUCGCACGUGAGAAAAAUGGUUGCAGGCGCAGAACUCAUCCAGAAUGGUAUCAACGGGCACGUAAAAGUUGCUCCCAGCACGUGCGAUGAGGAUCCCUUGAACUGGGCGAAGGCGGCCAAGGAACUCCAAGGCUCACACUUCGAAGAGGUGAAGCAAAUGGUGCACCGAUUCGCCCGAUCCGACUCGGUCGUCCUCAAAGGCCAGAACCUCCAAGUCGCUGACGUCGCCGCGGUGGCCCGUCGCCAACCGGAAGUAACGGUGCGGCUCGACUCCGCCGCCGCCAAGUCACGUGUCGAGGAGAGCUCCGACUGGGUUAUGGCUCAGUCCUGUAAAGGAACUGACACUUAUGGUGUCACGACCGGAUUCGGUGCUACCUCUCACCGCCGAACCAACCAAGGGGUCGACCUCCAGAGAGAACUGAUCCGGUUCUUGAAUGCCGGUGUUAUAGCCGGUGACGGCAAUGAACUCCCCGGAGACAUCGCCCGAGCUGCCAUGCUUGUACGCACCAACACUCUCCUACAAGGCUACUCAGGCAUCAGAUGGGACAUCCUUAACGCCAUCAAAGACCUUGUCAAUGCAGGCCUCACACCAGUCCUCCCUUUACGUGGCACCAUAACAGCCUCCGGUGAUCUCGUUCCUUUAUCCUACAUCGCCGGCGUAGUCACCGGUCGUCCCAACUCCCGAGUCCGUACACCUACUGGCGAGUUGAUAUCAGGGUCGGAGGCCCUUUCCCGGGUCGGAGUGGAUAAACCAUUCGAAUUGCAACCCAAAGAAGGGCUUGCCAUUGUGAAUGGCACUUCAGUCGGUGCUGCACUCGGUUCGAUCGCGUGUUUUGAUGCGAACGUGUUAGCUGUGGCAGCGGAGAUUACGUCAGCCAUGUUCUGUGAAGUUAUGCAAGGGAAACCGGAGUUUACUGACCCGUUGACCCACCGGUUGAAACACCACCCGGGCCAGAUGGAGGCAGCGGCGGUGAUGGAAUAUGUACUCGCCGGGAGCGAGUUGAUUAAACACGCGGCGAAGCUUCAUGAGUUCAACCCGUUACAGAAACCGAAACAGGACCGUUACGCACUCAGGACAUCUCCACAGUGGUUGGGACCUCAGAUAGAGGUGAUAAGAGUAUCAACCCACAUGAUCCAACGCGAGAUAAACUCAGUGAACGACAACCCAGUAAUCGACGUCGCCCGAGACAAGGCUCUUCACGGCGGCAACUUCCAGGGAACCCCAAUCGGUGUCUCCAUGGACAACCUCCGCCUCGCCGUGGCGGCGAUGGGGAAACUAAUGUUCGCACAAUUCUCAGAACUCGUCAAUGACUACUACAAUGGAGGCUUACCAUCAAACUUGAGCGGUGGACCCAACCCAAGUCUCGACUAUGGUUUUAAAGGUGCAGAGAUAGCCAUGGCUUCUUAUACUUCCGAGUUACAGUAUCUUGCGAACCCAGUGACAACACAUGUACAGAGUGCUGAGCAACACAACCAGGACGUCAACUCGUUGGGUUUGAUUUCGGCACGUAAAUCGACCGAGGCACUCCAUAUUCUUAAGCUGAUGACUGCUACGUACUUGGCUGCUUUGUGCCAGGCCAUUGAUCUACGCCAUCUCGAGGAGAAUCUGAGAAACACCGUUAAGGCAGUUGUCGCACAGGUGGCAAAGAAGACACUGAGCACCGGACCAAAUGGGGAGCCACUACCAGGCCGGUUCGCGGAGAAGGAACUGCUACAGGUGGUGGAGAGCGAACAGGUUUUCUCUUAUGCAGAUGACCCAUGCAGACCCGAUUACCCUCUCAUGCAGAAACUCCGGUCUGUAUUGGUUGAACACUCGUUAGGGGCCCCACAUGAUGUGGCAGAGGUGGAGGUGUCACCGAAAGACAGUGUGUUCGGACGGAUCAAGCUAUUCGAAAGCGAGCUCAGGGAGCAAUUGGGCCCACAGCUUAAGAUCGCACGUGCGAUAUAUGACAAUGGGAACGCACCAUUUCCGAACCGGAUCAUGGAUUGCCGGUCUUACCCGGUUUAUAAGUUCAUACGCUCGGUGCUUGGGACUGAAUUGUUGAGCGGAACCAGGAAGGUGUCCCCUGGAGAGCAGAUCGAAGCCGUCCAUGCCGCUAUCUGUGAUGGGAGACUCGUGGAACCGUUGAUGGAGUGCUUGGAUGGGUGGACCCAGAGGCCAGGAUCAAUUUGAUUGGUUAAUUUGUGGUUGUUUUUUUCUUUCUUUUUUUUCUUUUUAAUUUUGUUCACCUCUUUCUCUUACUUUUUCUCUCCCCGUGAGGUUUGGAGGGAGAAGGUAUGAAAAUAAAUCAUAGUUGUAAGAAAUGAAUAAUUUGUGAAAUGAAAAAUGCGUGGUUGAAAAAGAUUAAAA